Molecule: messenger RNA, 417 nt
Organism: Durio zibethinus
Lineage: Eukaryota; Viridiplantae; Streptophyta; Magnoliopsida; Malvales; Malvaceae
Source: RefSeq, a predicted model, not a curated record
AUGGCCAUUGAAGAAAACAAACCUAUUGUAAAGUCUUGGAGAAUAUAUUUUGAUGGAGCUGUUAACGCUUUAGGCCAUGAUAUUGGAGUAAUUUUGAUAUCUCUUGAUGGGUACUAUUACCCUAUCACAAUCAGAGAGAAAAAUCAAAUUGCUAAUGCACUAGCUACUAUAGCUGCAGUGAUCAAAAUAUAUGCAAAUACUGAAAUCCAACCCAUCAAGCUGGAUGUGAAGGAUGUACCGACACAUUGCUCAGGUGUUGAAGAAAAGUUGAUGGGAGGCCAUGAUAUCUUUUACAAAAGGAAUCGAGAUCAAGUACUCUUAAAAUGUGUAAAUACAACUGAAGUAAAGAGAAUUAUUGAAGAAGUACAUGAUGAAGUCUGUGAGGCAUAUGCAAAUGGUCAUAUGAUGACUAGAUAA